CGACGACGACGACUCAUAUGACGUAUUUUUUAAUGAUACAGAAGGAGGGUGGUUUGAGUUUGGCAGCAAAGAGGUAGCUUUUGUAACCAUGCUUAGAACGAACCUAAUUACCAGAAAAGAUCGAAGUGACUGUUGCCGUCAGUACGUUAGGCGAGAGAAGUCGAUGUGUUAUUGACUUCUUCACAGUAAACUUGGUACGUUAGCUAGCGUAAGCUAGCUGUUGUUGGUUGCCCGUGGUCUGUUUGACUGCAGGCUAUCUAUAACUUUUUUCCGAUUAAAUGUUAACCCAGUGUACCACAGAAUUGGUGUUUUCCGUCGCCGUAGCCUAAGUAGACCUUAUGAAAAUGGCAAGUGUCCAUGAAAGUUUGUAUUUCAACCCUAUGAUGACGAACGGAGUGGUCCAUGCUAACGUGUUUGGCAUCAAAGACUGGGUGACUCCGUAUAAAAUAUCCGUCCUGGCGCUGCUCUAUGAGAUGACCGCGUCCAAAAUCACACUGCCAGAAAGAAGACGACUUAACAAGCUAAUUCUACCCUUGCAGCAGGGUCCAGACUUGACUCUUGGCCAGUUCCUGUCGAAAGUGGAGGCGUGUUGCCCUCAGACCGCAUAUGCUGUCAAUCUCAGGCUGCAUGAAAUGGCUGAUGGAGAGCUAAAAGACAUGGAAUACUUCUUUUCCACUCUUCCCACUCCGUUCACUGCUUUUGAUUCUGAGACUUAUAAAACCAGUGUUGUGGGGCUUUUUAUGAGGCACAUGCUCCUGGCCUACAAUAAGCUGUCCUUCAGUCAGGUCUACAAGCUGUACAAGUCUCUGCAGCACUACUAUCACAGUCACUAUGCCAAGCCUACCGAUGGACAGGUGGGUUUGCCCGUGCUGGUCGCUGAUGACUCUGACAUGGACCUCACCAGCACUGAGGAUACUGUAGGAGAGAGAACAGACAAAGAGGAGUUGUACACCCCACUGCAUGAGUCAGAACUUCGAAGUGAUAACACACCAAGCAGCGGUCCCUUGUCACAAAAACAAGCAGAGUACUUUCUUGCAAGACAGGCAUAUCUUCUGAAGAAUGAUGAGAACAAAGCUCUGAAUCCCGCCGCGCUACAGGAAGAACUCAACAACAUGUUGAAGUUUAACCCAGAUUUUGCUGAGGCGCAUUAUCUAAACUAUUUGAACAGCAUGAGAGUCCAGGACAUCUUCCUCUCUUCCCACAGUCUCUUACAUUAUUUUGACCGCCUCAUCCUGUCUGGAAACGGUGGGGAUGAAGGCUAUGGUCGAAGUCUCCGCUAUGCUGCUCUUAACUUAGCAAGCCUGCAUUGCCGCUUCGGCCACUAUCAGCAGGCUGACCUCGCUCUACAGGAGGCUAUCCGCAUUGCUCAGGAGUCCAAUGAUCAUGUGUGUUUGCAGCACUGCCUGAGUUGGCUCUACACACUGGAACAGAUGAAGGGAUCUGACAGCACUGUGUUAACUGAGGAUUCAGUGAAAAUGGCUGCCCACUUCUGCCUGCCAUACUUGGCAUCUCUGGGCAUUCAGUCUCUGGUCCAGCAGGGGGCGACACAGGGUAAGACAGCCCACAAGCUAAUGGAUGCUCUGAAGAACACAGAAAGCCUGCACUGGAAGCACAGUCUAUCAGAACUGAUCGAGAUCAGCCUGGCUCAGACUACGUCCAUAUGGAGGAUGUAUGGCAAGAGCACCAUGGCUCUGCAACAGGCCCAGCUGCUUCUCAACCUGAGCAGUCUGGAGCCAGUCAACUUUGGGGUCCAACAAAACAACACAGAGGCCUUCGCUGUGGCUCUUUGCCACCUGGCUGAGCUGCACGCUGAGCAGGGUUUGUAUGGUGCAGUUGCAGAGAUCCUCCAGCAUCUGAAAGGACAGUUUCCUCCUCACACACAGCAUGCCAGGCUCUGGAUGCUGUGUGAUCUGAAAGUCCAGUUUGAACGACACAUGAACGAAGGAAAAUGCCAUUUGGCAGAGCCACUGGUCACAGCCAUCUCUGCCUUAAACAAAACUGAAGGUCUCUUCAGGAAAGCUCAAGUUCUGAAGGCUCUCAACCGGAGCACUGAGGCGUAUAGCAUCUUACAGCGGCUACAAGUUCACUGUGAGAAGACUAAAUGUACAGAGAUGGUCAUCAGAGUGAUGCUCUCCACUGCUGAGCUCCACUGGGAGUCAUCUGGCUUCUCCACAGCUCUCCCUCUCCUCCUGCAGGCCUUGGCACUGGCCAGACAGCACCACCUACAGUCCCUGGCCUCAGAAACCAUCCUUCAUCUGGCCUUUACUCAGCUGAUGCUGGGGGUUCCUGAACAGGCACUGAGUGUCCUGCACGAAGCCAUUGAGCCUAUUCUCGCCCACGGAGCAGUCAUGGACAAAGGUCGUGCCCUGCUGCUGGCAGCCCGCUGUCAGAUGGCAGUGGCUGGGUUCAGGCCAAAUGGACAAGGGCAAGCAGAUUUUAACUUGGCUGUUUUGGCUGUCGAAUCCCUAAAAGAGGCUGCGGCCUAUUUCUCCAAGCUGAACUGUAAGGAGCGGCUGCGGGAUGUCCACUACCUGCAGGCUCAGCUGCACUAUUCUCUAGGACAAACCUCACAGUGCAAGAGAAGUGCCAUGCUUUUCCGGCUGCUGGACCAGGAGCUGCAGUCACCAGCACCACCAUUCUCCAUGCGACUCUAGCUGCUCCAUGUAUGUCUACAAAGUCUAGAUGUUUUUUUCUGAAAAUUACACACCACUGUUACAAACUGUUCAAUUGAGUUAAUGCAGCUCACCACUAGAUGGUGAUGAAGCUCUGUCCUGCUCUCUCUCAGCACUAAAGCAUUGCCUUUAUAAAUAAUUAGGAUCAGAUGUAAUUGGAACUCUUUGCAUGCAGUGCCAGGGAAAAACUUGAACAGCACAAUGUCAGCAGUCAUAAACAAGACUGAGUUUCCAGCAAGUCAACGGUGCAUCCAUGGUCUCUUCACUCAUGGUUAAGUGCAGAUUUGAAUGAUUGCCUGUUAAUAAAUAAAGGAUUUGGUUUAAUAACUUGGGAAACAGUCCAGGUUUGCCUGAUAGACAUAGAUGCCAGCUGCCGGUGUGGUAGAAAUGACAAAAAUCUAUCAGGUGCUAUCAUGGCCAUGCUGCUUUUUGAUGAAUAAGGGUAAUGUAACAGAAGCUUAAUGUGUUUCAGUGGCCUGGAUGGUUCACACUUCACCAGGAGAAUACUGAUGAAGCUGAAAUCCAGGGGAGGAAAUUGUGAUUACAUUUAUUUUGUAACAUAUUCACAUUGACUAUAUACUCUGUACUACUUAGGUAUGACAUCAUUUGUGAUAACCAUUUUGGCUGACAUUACAUUUAUGUGUUUGGAAGGGUCUCUGUUACUUAAAAUUACUUCUUUCAGGACAAUGCAUGAUUUGUUUAAUAUUUAAUUUUCAGGUAAUCUGACACAAGUACAAGAAUAACUAAAGAAAAUAUCUGCAGAGGGAAUAUUACGGUACUAAUCUAGAUUAUGAUAACUCUGCCCACUCCUUGAAAGUUCCUUUUGAAUGACUAUGUGUGUGUGGGGGGUUUCAUGUCCCUUACCCCAUAAAUGGAAAACAUUUGUGCACAGUAAAGGCAGGCCUGCUCUUUAUGUAAAUAUUGGUAAGUCAGGUGAUCCACCUUGCUCUCACAAGUGAGGGCUUUUGACCGUUGCUUGUUGGGAUGUGUCGUCGAGCCAUAUGGUACCUGUUUGGUCUGAUUACAGCAGGGGUGGCCAAUUCCAGUCCUCGAGGGCCGCUGACAUUUUGGCAAACAAUCUGAAGUGUCCUUUCAGUUUACCUGCUCUCAGGUCUAGUUUUACACUGAUGUUGUAAUUUGUUUUUCACCACUUUGACAUGAAAACAAACUGUCCUGUUUUAGACUUUUUCCUUUGUAACAAAAUGAAAAUACUACAUGGACAACUUACAGUCACUCAUUCUUGCCUGUAAGAGCAUUAGCAUUAUUAUUAUUAUUAUUAAUAUGUU
Monopterus albus (swamp eel) is the source of this 3958-nucleotide messenger RNA. RefSeq names its product anaphase promoting complex subunit 5 (gene anapc5). Lineage: Eukaryota; Metazoa; Chordata; Actinopteri; Synbranchiformes; Synbranchidae. Gene Ontology annotation, biological process: protein K11-linked ubiquitination; positive regulation of mitotic metaphase/anaphase transition; anaphase-promoting complex-dependent catabolic process. Gene Ontology annotation, molecular function: protein binding. Gene Ontology annotation, cellular component: anaphase-promoting complex. The record is from RefSeq and is a predicted model, not a curated record.